GGAAAAACAACAACAGAACCACCACACUGACUGGCAAAUUGUGGCUGCCCAUGAAGCCCCCAAACUUCAUUACGGGGGAAAGUGCGUUUAUCUGAAGGUCACUAUCACAUGACAAAGGCUUCGAGACAGCUUCUUCUUCCCCUGCCUGUAAUUUCCAUUUGCCUUCCUAGAAUCCUGGCGCAUCACAGAAGCUGGAAGUUCUGAUGUUCCAUUGAAAUCACAAUGGAACGUCGUGACUUAACCUGGUCACAGUAAUGAAAGGCAGUAAUAGAAAUAAGGAUCAUUCAGCAGAAGGGGAAGGAACUGGAAAACGACCAAAGAGGAAGUGUCUUCAGUGGCAUCCAUUACUAGCAAAGAAACUUCUUGACUUUUCUGAAGAGGAGGAAGAGGAAGAGGAAGAAGAAGAUAUUGAUAAGGUCCAACUUCUUGGAGCUGAUGGCCUAGAGCAUGAUGUAGAUGAGACUGAAGAUGAUGAAUCUUCAGAGCAACGAGCUCGGAGACCAAUGAAUGCAUUUCUUUUAUUUUGUAAACGCCAUCGCUCCCUCGUUCGUCAGGAACACCCCCGGCUGGAUAACCGUGGUGCUACCAAGAUACUGGCUGAUUGGUGGGCAGUUCUAGACCCAAAGGAAAAACAGAAAUAUACAGACAUGGCCAAGGAGUACAAAGAUGCGUUUAUGAAAGCCAAUCCUGGCUACAAAUGGUGUCCUGCAACAAACAAACCUGUAAAAUCCCCAGCGCCCACCAUUAAUACACGAAAAAAGCUGUGGGCCUUUCCAUCUGACUCUGGAAAAGAUUUACCAAGCCCCAAGAAAGCAAAGACUGAAGAAAUGCCUCAGCUUAACUUUGGGAUGGCAGAUCCUACGCAAAUGGGAGGCCUAAGCAUGCUGCUUUUGGCCGGGGAACAUGCUCUGACUGCACAAGAGGCAAAUGAUGCUUGUAGGACUGUGGUCAACUUGAAUCCCUCUCUGUCUCCACUGCUGUCAUUCUCAAAUGUUUCCACUCCGUACUAUAAAUGUGAUGUUUCCGAAUCUUGUCAGGCAUCACCAUUAUUUCAGUUUGUGGAGAUCUCUUCAAAUACUUCACAGUUGGGUAGUCCUGAGCCAGUGAAACGCUGUGGGAAGUCAGCACUCUUCCAACUGGCAGAGAUGUGCCUAGCAUCAGAAGGAGUAAAAGUAGAAGACUCAAAGGUGAUAAAAGCAGAAGAAUCAGAAGGGAGAAGCAUGGAAGAAUCUGAGAAGGGAAAAGUAGAAAGGGAAAUAAAAGUAGAGAAAUCAGAGGAAGACAAGUUGCCGAAGACAGAAUUGGAAAAGCCAGUUGAAGAAAUAGUCAAAGACUGCUCAAGUGUCAAAAACUUUGAGGAGAUUAAAGUGGACCAAAUGAAGGAGGGAAAGAAGGAAGAUGGUGAAGAGAUCAAAAAAGAAGAGUUGAGGGAAGAUAAAAAGUGUAGCCACUUUACUGAUCCUUCUUCUUCCGUCAGUAGUAAACUAAUCACAAGUGAUGGUCCCAGCAGAAAAGAUCCCAUAUGCCAUUCCCAUGAAGCUGUGAUCAUUGAGGACACCUUAGGGUUAAGCAAACCAGAGAAGCUAAAAAAGAAAAAGAAGAAGAACAAAAUGGACCGACAUGGGAAUGAAAAGUCCACUCCUAAGAAAACCUGCAAAAAGAGGCAAUCCUCAGAGUCUGAUAUUGAGAGUGUUAUAUAUACUAUUGAAGCAGUUGCAAAGGGAGAUUGGGGCAUUGAGAAGCUUGGUGAAACCCCUCGCAAAAAAGUUCGCACAUCUUCAAGCGUGAAGGGAAGCAUUCUGGAUACCAAGUCACCAAAGAAAAAAGUGAAGUCAAAAGAUAAGAAGAUGUCAAAGGAGAAACUGUCAAACACCACCAAAGAGUCCAAGCCUCUGGAUUUCAUUAGUAUUACUGCCAACAAAGAGGUUGCAGGAGAGGUGCCAGAGUGUGUAAGAGCAGAACCAUUGACUCCAACGGAGGAGGUUCUACCACAGAGCUUGCCAGGACAGAUCAAAACAGAGGAGAGUGACUGUAAUAGAAAGAUAGAAAUCUGUGGCUCAAGGAAAUCUGAGAGGUCUUGCAAAGGUGCUCUUUAUAAAACUCUGGUGUCAGAGGGCAUGCUUACAUCCCUGCGAGCUAAUGUGGACAGAGGGAAAAGAAGCUCAGGAAAAGGUAAUUCCUCUGAUCAUGAAGGGUGUUGGCAUGAAGAAAACUGGUCAUUUACCCAGUGUGGAACAAGUGGGAAUAAGAAGCUAAAAAGACCAAAGCCAAAGGAAGAGUUUGUCCUUGGCUUAGCAAAGCUGGAAGAAGAAUUUGAAAAAAAAUUCAAUAGCCUCCCUCAAUACAGUCCUGUCACAUUUGACCGGAAAAGUGUAUCUGUUCCAAGAAAAAAGAAGAAGACUGGAAAUGUUUCAUCAGAACAGACUAAAACCAGCAAAGCCAUACUUUCAGAAGACAAAAACACCACUGAGCCUCCCCGAAAGACUAAAGAUGCCCCAUCGGUUCCAAACACUCCAGAGCCAACAACAACGCAAGAGCCUUUGGUUGGCAGCCAAAAAAGGAAAGCGAGGAAAACGAAGAUCACACAUCUUGUCAGGACAGCAGAUGGUCGGGUGUCACCAGCAGGAGGUACUUUGGAUGACAAACCCAAGGAACAACUGCAGGGUAGUCUACCUAAAACAUCAGCUGCAGACACAGAUUGCAAUGAGGAAUGCUCACAAAACAUCGAGGCAGAGGAGAUUCGUAGUAUCACAUCAGACAUGCCAGCUGUGUCUGCUUUCUUCAGCCUGGCUGCCCUGGCUGAGGUAGCAGCAAUGGAGAAUGUGCACAGAAGUCAGCGGGCAGCUCCCCUUGCCCACGAUGGACAGCCAAAAGAAAUGCCACAGGCUCCUGUACUUAUUUCCUGCGCUGACCAGUGAAGCUCCCCUUUAUUGUAAAACAUUGUGCUUUACCUAAUAUCCUAGCCUUGUCUUUACCAAGGGAAGCUAGUCAGUCGAUAGGAUGGAAAAUAUAGAUUGCAAACACGUGAUUGGUGCCCUGCACGGCCCAGAUUUCACUUGAAGCCAGAAGUUAGCAACUUGGGCCAGGUCGUCCUAUUGGAACCCAGAAUCUUUGAGGGGGAUGUUAUUUGUCUGAUAAUGAACAGAAUGAGAAUGAUCCUGGAGCUUUGCUUUCUAUUGAAGGCUUUUAAUGGUAAAUUGGUGGUUACUUGGAAGUGGCUGCCUUUACUGUAGCUCAUCCAGUGUCUCUUUUACCAACCAGAGAGUGUGAAACUAGUUUCGUAUAAUACCUAGUUAUUCUUUAAAAAAAAAAAAAAAAAAAAAAAACAACAAAAAAAAAACAAACUGACGCACUGCACUAGUUAUUAUUAGAUAUUCCUAGUCAUUUUUGUACAUGAAGAUUUAAGUUCUAAGAUGGUUUAUAUAAUAGGUUAUGCCUACAUUUAUAUUGUAGAAUAAAUUAAAAAACCUGUUCCAGAGAACCCCAAACAGCAUGGGCAGAUGUACCAUUGUUAGCGGUGUAUGCUCAGCCACGUGGUCCAUAUAUUCUGCACUUUUAUAUUUGCCACCAGAGUGGUAGUUUGCUGGCAAAAAAGAAAAAAAAAAGUCUGACUUUAUUUAUAGGCUGAGUCUUUUCUAAGGCUUGAAUGAUCAAGAAGAAUUUGUGUAGGGUAAGUUGUAGUAAAUAUUUACCCAGAUGGAGGAAAAGUCCUGCAGAUUACUGAUGGUUAUCAUGCCUUGAGGAUUCUUUUAUUUUUUACAUAGGGGUCUAAGUGACCAGUGGAACAUUGAUAUAAACAAACAAAAUGAAACAAACAAAAAAAAAAAAGGACAGAAAAAUUGUUCAGAAGUGACCUUAGAAUUACUUCACUAUUCUGAAAACAUUGAAGACAUUGAAUUCAUGUGGACUCUGAGACACAUACCUUUUAUAUCUCUCACAGACACACUGGACUGGGUUGCGAUUGCUAUGCACAGCCUAAAUUGGCACUGCAGGUUUUUUUUUUUAGAGCCAUUUAGAGUUUGUGUUGGUUAAGAGGUAUGUGAGUAAAUGAUGAUGAGAAGUAUGCUUGACCCGAGUGGGGCUAUCAAAUCUAGAUCCACCUGCCAGUUCCCAUUUCUUUUUGUGUUUUGUUGCUUUUGAACAUUAAACCAUAGAUAGGCCAGUACCAAGUGGAUCAGCUGGCUUAGAACAUUCAACAUAUUGACUUAACCACCUGACUUUCACAGUGACUUGUUUCCUAGCAACAGAUGCAAAGUGAUAAAUCAAAAUUAGUCUGAGGCUACAAAUUCUACAGGGUAUUUGUUCGAUAGCACAAAGUAUUUCCCUACUCUUGCAUCACAGCACAAAAAAAAAAAAAGAAAAGAAAAGAAAAAUACCAAAUUUUAAGUAUUGGACUCCAGCAAUAAUUUUUUUUUAUUGGUCUUCAUACUGGCUGAAUUUUGAUAGUGUUAGGUCGAUUUUGAAGCUCUUGAAUUAGGUCUCUAAAAGAUGAGAGUUUACAUGGUUUUAUCAGGCCUUCUUAUUUAUACUUGACUGAAUUGAUAAUGAUGAUUUUUUUGUAAUUGUAAUUUGAUGUAAUAGCCAUACAAAAAAAAAGUAACUCUUAAUACAGACUAGGUUUAGCUUUUCAUGGUUGUAGAUAUGACUUCAGUUUCAGUGCUGGAAAAUAUGUACAACAUACCAUACAGGAAUGAAAAAAUGGAGAUCUUUUUUUGUUAAAAAAAGCAACUGCUAAAGAGAGCAAUGAAGACGAAAGGCAUUUGGAAUGAUGUCCUCAAAAAUACAUACUCUUUGUGGAGUUGGAGGAAGAAGGAUUAGAAAAAAAGGUUAAUCCAAGGUGAAAGCUUAAUCCCAAUCAGGUAGCACUAAACCUAGUAAAAAGUCCCAACAAAUACAUCGUACCUUAGGUUUUUACUAUGAACCUGUUUUAUUAAUGUUUUCUAAAUUUUAAAAAGUGAAUGUUUGAAAAUUGCUGGGUCCCAGUGAGGUGGCUGUUGGAGUCUUUGGACCACUUGCUAGUAGCGAUUUAGAAAUUAAGAUUAGCUAAAAACCCAAAAAUCGUACGGUGCGGACCAUGCACCUUGACAAUGGUACUAACUUGUUAUUCUGUAGAACAUGUUAGAAUAGGUCUAUUUUUGCCAGAGCCUUCUCCAAUCUUCCUCCAAUUACAUUUCACUAGUGUUCCUUAAGAGAUUGCUGUAUAUUAAUGGGACCUUUUUUUAAAAAAACAAAAAACAAAAA
Molecule: messenger RNA, 5241 nt
Organism: Vombatus ursinus (common wombat)
Lineage: Eukaryota; Metazoa; Chordata; Mammalia; Diprotodontia; Vombatidae
Gene: BBX
Product: BBX, HMG-box containing
Exons: 16
Coding region: 255-2918 (887 amino acids)
Biological process (GO): regulation of transcription by RNA polymerase II
Cellular component (GO): nucleus
Molecular function (GO): DNA-binding transcription factor activity, RNA polymerase II-specific; RNA polymerase II transcription regulatory region sequence-specific DNA binding
Source: RefSeq, a predicted model, not a curated record